AUGGCGCGGCUCAUUUACGAAAACAAGUUAAUGUUGAUGAGGUUUUGUCAGAAAAAAUAUUUAAUGAACAAAGUAACAAAACAUUUUGAAUGAUUUGUCAUUUUGUUUGGCGGAGACUUAAUAGCUUUUUGUGGUAAUUAAAGAGAUGUCGGAUGAAUAAAUUACGCGAAACUGGGUUUUUCAUUUUACACAAAAAAGAUCUUAAUUGUUUGUUAUGUUAUUUUAAGGUGUAGAGAAUAUUGAAUAAAACGAUAAAACUAGUCGGAACGUAAACUUUAGGAUCAUGAUGUUGGUAUCCACAAUAUUCAUUCUCUGUCUUCUUUCUGUCCAGGUAGAAGUGCAAUAUAUGAAUGAAUGUGACACGACUUAUCAUCACUGUCUAACUUGUGCCGGAGUUCCUUACAACUGUGCUACGUGCCCGAAAGGUUACUACCUGGCGAGAGGCGGGGCUUACUAUACGUGCAGAUCAUGUCCGCCUCAGUGUGAAGAAUGUGAACAUUAUUCGAUAUGUUCCACUUGUUAUAUGAAAAAUCAUUACGGAGAAGAUUGCCAGAGUGUUUGCAGUAAAGGUUGUCUCAAUUCGACUUGCGACCAAUUAGCGGGUACAUGUCUGUGUAAAGAUAAUUAUGAGGGUGGACACUGUGACUACUGCGCGAAAGGAAAAUAUGGAUAUGACUCCAAUUGUACUAUGGAUUGUCCUGCUAAUUGUUACACAUGCAUUUCGGACAAAAAUUGCACAGAAUGCAAAGAUGGUUACUAUGGUAACACGUGUAAACUUUCCUGUUCCAGGGGGUGUUAUUUGGGAAGAUGUAGUCAAAAUAAUGGCACGUGUUACCAAAACAGAUGUAAAUCCAAUUUUGAUGGAAUAAAUUGUACCGAAUGUUCCCUAGGACGAUUUGGAAAUGAAUGCAAGUCCAUAUGCCCUGACAAGUGUAUCUCUUGCUCUGCGAGAACAACAUGUGACAAAUGUAAAGAUGGAUACUGGGGAAAUGCAUGUGAACAUAAUUGCUCCCAUGGAUGUUUAGGUGGUGUUUGCUUGAAAGAAUCUGGGAUAUGUCAGAACAAGACAUGCAGAUCCGGCUUUUUUGGAGAAAUAUGCGACAGAUGCACUUCCGGUAGUCAAUCUUUAAACUGCAUAAACGAAACAAUGCUUGACCAAGACUCAUCCGCAAGUACAAUAGAUUUUCAAGUGUGUUUAUUAGUAGUUUUUGUGAUGUUCUGCUUCGUUGACGUUACAGGGAAGGUAUUAGAUAUGAUAUGAAACAUGUGUCAAACAAUGGACAUCUGGUCAUGAGCAAUUGACAGUAGAAAAGUAUUUCGAGAUAACUACAGAUAUGGUCAAAUGUUUUUCACUUUUCGGAAACACACAUUGUAUAAUCACACUAAGAAGUGUUAUGUAUAUGUAAUUUCCCCUAGGGCUAUAUUUUAUUGAUAACUUAUUGUUUACUGACCUAAUUUUGAGAUAUCAUGCAGAUUGUUUAUAUUCUAUGGUGUUCCAGAAAGUUCUACACAAUACUGAUAAACAGGGUGUGACAAUUAUAUUUAAAUGCUCAUAAUGCCUUUGUUGAUAAUGUGGCUGCCACAGAUUUUGUUAUGAACAUGUAAUAUAUUAAUUACUUGUUAAAUCCUAUUUUUAAUAGUUGUUUUCUCCAGUAUAUGUCGAAGGUUUGAAUAUUGAUUGACAUGGUAGAAAGUUUUAUUGAACCCAUUGUUUUUAAUUAUCUCCCUUUAUGGCUCUUACGCCAUUUGUUCAUAUGUAAUAAUGAAAGUAGUGCUUUUCUAACCACGUAAUUACGCAUAACAUUUAUGUAGACACAUGGCCCAUCAGUUUUAACAUUAAAUUUAAAGCCUUAUGGAACUUUAAAGUCUGGAUUGUUCUUGGUUUUUCCAGGAUCUUCGUUUUAUUCUUGGUGAUACAUGAAAGUUCUGGAACCUUCCAUGAUAUUUAAAAUUAGAAGCUGUCUGAAGACAGGGUAGAACCUAGAAGUAAGAACUUCUUAAAAACUUUCAUGUAUUUCUUAAUAUUACCAGUUUGGAUAUUUUACAUUUAAAGGCUUACAUUAAAAUUGUGGAUUUAAACAAAAAAAUCUUUGAAGAGAGGAUUUAUAUUCUUUGGGCAUACUAAAUUCAGUUUGAAUUAGGGAACAAUUUAGAAUUAUUACUUGUUUGGAUUCAAAUUUGACCAGGGCUGGAUUUGGACUAUUCUUGCUUAUUAGAUUGGAUUUUACGGCUAUUUGAUAUUUUUAAAGGUAUUUGAAUUGUUACUUUUAUGAAUAGAAUUUUGUUAUUGUUAAUAGUUGCUGGUUUGUUUUUCUAUUACUUUUACUUAUUGUAACAAGCAAUUAUUGCCCUUUGACGUAACAUAUUGUAAUUGAUAUUCCAUUAUCUACUUUACUACUGAAAUAAAUUGACAUUAUCUAUAAAGAAGAUGAAAGGGAGGAUCAGAUCACAAUACAAAAAGUAACAUAGUUAAAGCGCUUUCGGUUUUAUGAACCGAAGACCAAGAGAAACGUCCUUCACUUGUUGCUUUAAUACAGAAUAUAUUGAUAAUGUAAUAUUGCAAAGUAAAUGAUAAACAGGGGUUCUAUGAGCUAAAUAGGAUUAAUAUUAUCUGUAAUGACUUACAGUGCCACACUUUUAACCCAACCAAUUGUUUGAAAAUAUGAAAUAUUCUCUACACCAGGGUGAAACAUGCCCGUUAACUACUAUGUUUUGUCUACGAUUCUAUAUUUCAAAAAAAUAGUAUAGUUAUAUGAUAUAAUUGUUUUGUUAAACAAAGGACAAAAGUACAAUUAAAGAUUUCGUCUUUACUCUGUGAAAUCAUUUUACGUUGGCUCCACGUUAGACCUGUACAAUGUUUUUAUUUGUAUACAUAUUUAAAUAUGUAUUCUGUUUUACAAUUAAAAAACAAAUUAAUUAAAGGAACCGAAAAGAGGCUGAUUAAUCGAAAUAAAUCAUGCUUUGAUAAAGUCCAGGAAACUUAUGACAAAGCAAUCAAUCAAGAAAUUAUUUUAACUUAAUCUCAUUAACAACUCUAUUGCCCUAUCUCCGUUGUUAUUCAAUUACGUAGCACAAUUUCCUUUUUCAUGCAGGUUGUAAUCUAAAAUAUAAAAAGUGGAAACCUAAUACUAUCCCCUUAAUACUGAGCGCCAAGCGAGGAAGCUACUAGUACCAGUCUUUGGUAUGACGCGGCCAGGGAUCAAACCCAUGACUUCCCGCACUCGAAGCGGGCGCUCUACCACUAGGCUGCUGAGGCGGUCGCGUACAUCCAGUAGGGAAGAUUUAAUGUUGGUUGAUGUUAUGAUUUUGUUCGAAGGUUUUUGUUGCAUUUGCACAGACUGUAGACCAGCAGGGUUAUAGCUGGUCCUGACGUCAAUUAUCUGAUACAGUUGCAUGUCAUUGUGACAUGUAAAGUUUCGUUUUGAUAGCAUUCUUACUAUACUUUGUGCUCAAAUAGGGCAGCUGGUCGUUUAUGUUCAUUUCAAUUAAAACUUAACAAUUCAC
Mercenaria mercenaria is the source of this 3504-nucleotide messenger RNA. Its product is annotated as multiple epidermal growth factor-like domains protein 10. The coding region runs from base 284 to 1261 and encodes 325 amino acids. The record is from RefSeq and is a predicted model, not a curated record. NCBI's taxonomy places the organism in Eukaryota, Metazoa, Mollusca, Bivalvia, Venerida, Veneridae. The transcript is spliced from 4 exons.